Messenger RNA from Schistosoma turkestanicum, 258 nucleotides. The record is from the annotation of a GenBank genome assembly. Lineage: Eukaryota; Metazoa; Platyhelminthes; Trematoda; Strigeidida; Schistosomatidae.
AUGCAGCGUUUUCGUUUCAAUAAAAAAGCAGCCAUUGAUUAUUUGAUGAAAACUAAACAAACGAACACAAAUGAACAAGACGAACAACGUGAUCGUAAUACGAUUCAAGAUCAAAACAAAGACGACACACCACAAACUGAGGAUAGUAGUCAGAGUUUAUGGGAUCCCCGUUAUAUGGCUGAAGUAGUGCGCGACUUUUACCGUGAAUUGGCUAAGUCAUGGGCGAGUAUUCUACGAGGCUUUAAAGAUCACAGAUAA